This is a messenger RNA of Protopterus annectens (West African lungfish), 2651 nucleotides long. It is a transcript of the gene LGSN, whose product is annotated as lengsin, lens protein with glutamine synthetase domain. Lineage: Eukaryota; Metazoa; Chordata; Ceratodontiformes; Protopteridae. The transcript has 5 exons. The record is from RefSeq and is a predicted model, not a curated record. Gene Ontology annotation, cellular component: cytoplasm; membrane. Gene Ontology annotation, molecular function: glutamine synthetase activity. Bases 1 to 2361 code for a protein of 786 amino acids.
AUGGGAUUAGAACUGAACAUAAACAAAAUGAAGAUUAUGAACAUAGAAAAUGAUGAAGAUUUUGAGCUUGAAGAAGAUAGAAUUAUCAUGAGGGUACAAGUGGCUUUUGAAAGCCACAGAGAUAUGGUGAGCUUAAUUCAGACUUUGCGAGGGGGAGCAAGUGAGUCUAGGAUACUAAAGAUAAUGGAGUUGAAAGCUAGCACUGCUUCUUCUAGUGGGAGUUGGGAAGCAUCAGACCUUGAUGGGGAUGAGGUUGAUGGAAGUGGUAUGUCUGCUGUUAGAAGGAAGAGGGGAGUGAAGGUCACAGGAAAAUACAUGCCUCCAUUAGAAUGGGAGAGGGUACCAAACACAUAUGCAUCAAUCCCUACAAGUCAGUCAUAUAUCCAAAGCCAGCAAGAUUAUAGAAAACCUUCCAUGGGUGUUUCAUUGAGAAAACCAUCUACUAUUCCUCCAGGUCUCAGACAAGACAAAAAUAACCACAAAAAUGCAAGUGACCAAAUGCAUGAUAAAGCUACUGGAACUGACACAGAAAGUACAGAAAAUAAUUCUGAAACACAUGAAGAAGAUGGUGAGAAAAGUUCUGUAACUGAGAUUUCGAAGCAAACAUUAGAGGAACUAAAAGUUCUGCUGAAACAAAGUCCACUUAUUACAAGCAGAAUCAGAGAAACUGGGAAGCUCGAGAACAGCAAUACAUACUUACAGUUACCAAAACAUGAAGAUAAGUUGACCAGCAAACAGAACAGGACACUUGAGACCUUUAAGCCACAGCCGGGCUCAAGUGUGCUGGAGCAGGUGACCAUGCAGAAGCAAAAAGAGGACAAACCAAGUUCCAUUGAACUCAAGCAUACUGUAAUGCAACCAAACAUGCAUGCAAAAGUAGGCAGCACGACGAAACAAUACAGUCCUGGAGACUCAGCAUUAAAAGGCUGCCCAGAAGGAAUGUCUACCAUGAAAUCAGAAAAAUCUUGGCACAGCAGUCAUACUGAUGGUCUGAAAUAUUCAGACAUACAAGGUGAUGCUAUUCAGAAUACUGUACACAUAAUUUCUCAAGUGGAACAUAUAAAACAACAAAUUUCAAGAGAAGGAAUUGACUUCAUACGAUUUGAAGCCACAGAUCUUCAUGGUGUGUCUAGAUCAAAGAUAAUCCCAUCUCGCUUUUUUCAGGAAAAAUCUAUCCACGGAGUUUGUAUGCCACGAGAAUACCUUGAACUAACUCUGAGUCCAAAAGAAGAUGAAGUAGAUGGCAUUUCUGCUGAAAAUUUCAACAGUGACGUGAUUCUUCUACCAGAUCUCUCAACAUUUUGUGCUUUACCAUGGGCUAAAAAAACUGCAAGAGUGAUAUGUGAUUCUUUCACAGUUGGGGGUAACCCUCUUGUUACCUCUCCACGGCAGGUAGCAAGACUGCAGCUGAAACAGCUUCAGAACUAUGGAUUUUUUAUAUCGUCAGCCUUUACCUACGAGUUCUGCCUUUUUGGAAUUCCAGAGAUUAUAAAUUCCAAAACAUUAUCCUUCCCAGCUGCAACACUACUAAAUAACCAUAGUCAGGCCUUUGUGUACCAGGUAAUUAAUGAUAUGUAUCAUACUGGGGGGAAUAUUGAAAGUUUUUCUUCUUCCAGUGGGCCUGGACAAAUGGAGAUUACAUUUCGAUCAGACUUUGGCAUGUGUGCUGCUGAUAAUGCAUUCACUUUUAGAACAGGAAUAAAAGAAUUAGCAAAGAAGCAUAAUUUCAUUGCAAGUUUCUUCUCAGAAACAGGCUUCUAUAAUUCAGGGAUUUUGAGUCACAGCCUGUGGGAUAUAAAUGGAAAAAACAACCUGUUUUGUAGUGGACAUGGAAAUCAUGAACUCUCUGACCUUGGUCAAAGGUGGCUAGCUGGACUAGUAGCACAUUCUGCAGCUCUUAGUUGUCUCUUGGCUCCGGGAAGUAGUUGCCGUAAACGAUAUCAUAAGCAUUCCAAAGACCACAAAGAUUCUGUACCUGUAACAUGGGGGUGCAAUGAUAACAGCUGCACAUAUAAUGUGAAACAUCAUGGAGGCAAAGGAACACAGGUGGAAAAUAACCUUGGUUCAGCAAUGGCGAAUCCCUACCUUGUCCUUGCAGCUACAAUAGCUGCAGGUCUGGAUGGACUCAAGAAAGGACUGAAGCUGUCUGAUUCUGCUGAUAAUACAAAACUUAAACCAUUUCAUCCCUUUGCUAUCCCUUUGAAGCUCAAGGAUGCCCUGUCCGCCCUUCAGGGGGAUUCUUGCAUCAGAGGGGCACUUGGUGAUGUCUUUAUCCGCUAUUUUACUGCUGUGAAACAGUAUGAGUUGGAAACAGAGGAACUAGACACUGAAAGAAAUUCUUUCUUGGGAUACUUUAUUUAGAGUUAAAACCUUUGGUUAUUACUUGUGUCUUAUGAUCUGGGAGGUAACAUUUAAUAUUAAAAUGUAUUGCAUUAAAAUCAUUGCGAGGCAGACAUAUUAUAGCCAGGUUAAAAAUCUUAAACAUGACACCUUAAAAUUAAUUGUGUGUUAAAUAGCUUAUCAGCAAGAAUGAUAUAUCACUUUUAUUAAGAAAUGAACAAAGUGUUUAAUUUUGAAGAUGAUGAGGCAAAUAUGAUGAGUUAGUAUUGAUAUAGAAUAAGAAAAAUGAUGACUUGAAAAGUUAAGGAAGC